Messenger RNA from Exserohilum turcica Et28A, 2250 nucleotides. RefSeq lists its product as uncharacterized. Gene Ontology annotation, cellular component: membrane. Lineage: Eukaryota; Fungi; Ascomycota; Dothideomycetes; Pleosporales; Pleosporaceae. The record is from RefSeq and is a predicted model, not a curated record. The coding region runs from base 48 to 2036 and encodes 662 amino acids. Gene Ontology annotation, biological process: sodium ion transmembrane transport. The transcript is spliced from 2 exons.
CUCCACACUGCCUCCCUGAGUGCGCACAACAGGCUCCUUUAACUAUCAUGAACACCGUACGCAGGGUCUUACGGGCCAUGUUCCCACCGCCACGAGUGGCGCCUGAUGGUCGUGCUGAAUGGCCUUCUCGGACACCCUACGUUCUGGCUUCCAUGGGCGGCGCAAUGGGAUUCGGUAACCUUUUGCGUUUUCCUUCUCAGGUCUUCAAUAACAACGGUAUCCAAUGGUUCAUACCAUAUCUCAUGGCUAUUGGUCUCCUCGCCAUCCCCGCUCUUGUUCUGGAGGUUGCGAUAGGGCAGGCUUAUCGCAGCGGCUGCGUCAUAGCCUAUAAUGGCCUUGACCGACGUUUUGCUGGCGUUGGCUUCGGUAUAGUCUGUGUCGGUUACGCUGUCGCCGUUUACUACAUUCCCAUCCUCUCCUGGGUCAUGGUGUACUUCCGCAACUCUUUCCAGUCAGCCGACAACUUUCCAUGGAACGAUGAUCCGCAGGCAUACUUUGACCAUGUCGUCAACACGGUGCCUGCAAUUCCAGCUGAAUACAGUGGCGGCUCAGUGACCAGAUACACCGUUUACCCUGGUACAAGCCUGGAUGGAGAACUGGUUGGUUGGGUUCUGUUCUCAUGGUUCGUUGUGUGGAUAUGUCUCUACAAGGGCGUCGCUAUCACCGCGCGCGUUGUCUACAUCACCAUUGUCCUGCCCAUUGUCCUCACUAUCAUCCUUGUUGGCCGCGGGGCUUCGCUGCCCAAUGCUGGCCGAGGAAUCAAACUGUACUUUGGCGAGUUCAACGGCGGCCAGCUCGCAUCCGGAAAGAUCUGGCAGGCAGCCUGCAGCCAGGUCUUCUACUCGACAGGUGUCGGUUUCGGCUACUACACCGCAUACGCGUCUUACAACUCCAAAUUUGCGGAUGCUGUUCAAGACGCCAUCAUGAUCUGCACGUCCAACGCCCUGUUUGAGUCUUUUGCGGCAUUUGCCGUCUUUGGUGUUGUCGGUUUCAUGAACAUGCAGCCGGGUCAGGGCGACCCCGUUGGCACCUAUACCCUUGGUUUCCACACCCUCCCGAGCGCCAUUCGGGAAAUGCCAGGCGCACCGUUCUGGGCAGUGCUGUUCUUCUUGACCUUAUUCCUCCUCGGUAUCAGUUCAUCGUUUGCCAUGCUAGACGCCAUGAUCACGACCCUUUGCGACACCCACUGGGGCCGGAAAUACAAGCAUUCGACCAUCGCCACUAUCGUUACCGUCAUUUCAGCUCUCUUGUCGCUGUUCUACUCGACUGAAUUUGGCUACGAAGCUACCAACUGUGUCGAUGCUUGGAUCAGUAACAUUUCACUCAUUAUGGUUGUGUGGGCCGAGUGCGUCUGCGCCACUUCAUUCUACCGCUACGUCGAUGUCAUGGGUCAGGUGGGCGCACCCGCUUUCUGGAUAUAUCAGUGUACCUAUAUCGGGGCUCAGGUCAUCGGCAAUGUCGUUGCGCACACUGUUUCAGAUAAAGCUGGUGCCGGAGCUGGAUUCGCGGUCUAUAUCGUUGGCACAAUUGUUGCUACUCUCAUCGCGAGAGAUCCGACUGUUCCUGCACCAAAGUUCUGCGGGCGCAAUAAGUUCUUGAACCGCAUCUGGUGGUUUGGACUGUAUUCGGGUAACCAACUCGCGCGAGACCUCAACUACGUAGUGUGCGUUGGCAAACAGUGGCGUCUCCCUGUAUUCUGGGCGCCCACCCUCCGCUACUUCGCCGCGCCAGUUCUCUCCAUCAUCUUCGCCUUCGCCUACCCCUCAUUCUACGCUGUUCGUGGUGACCCGCUCCAGAUUUUCGGCUUUGCAGUCGCCCAUCUUAUCGUUCUCGUCGCCAUAGUCGGUUUCAUCGUACCCAAGAGCAUGAACAUCUUCAUUCCACCGGAGCGCCGCGAGGAAGGGAACAGACAGUAUGCACCACAGACUCUGCUAGGAAAAGACGACACGAACAUUGUUGGUGGUGUGAGGCCCAGCCAAGGAGAGGAGGCUGGCUUGUCACCAGUUGACAGUACCGAAAAGACGGAAGAGAAGUAAGUCGCACGUGAAACAACGUCUGAAUAAAUUGGAUUAACGUGACGGAUAAGCGAGUCGGUCAGACAAGCGAGUGGGUCACCCUACCAACUUUGAUCACCCACCACACCUUUGCGUACAAUGCCUCUAAGCCACGCUUCUUAGUUAAUCUCUCACGAGGCAGAUAUUCAGCUUGCUCUCUCUUCUUUAGAUAGAAACCAAAUCUAAAGUACCUAAC